AUGUCCUCAGGCACAUUGUUUAUUCGAGACUCCCGCACCGACGCGAACUAUGAGAUUCCCAUCCGUCGAAACUCAAUUCGAGCAGUCGAUUUGCAACGUAUCAAGGCCAAUGCAACCGGUUCCGAUCGCGCAGAUCAAGUCAGCCAUGGACUGCGCGUGCAUGAUCCGGGCUUGCAAAAUACUACCGUGACCCAUUCGGAGAUCAGCUUUUCUGACCAUGAGCGUGGCCUGCUGUUAUAUCGUGGCUAUACCCUUGAGCAGCUAUGGGAAUCUGAUUUCGAGGAGAUGUUCCAUCUGCUGCUGUGGGCUACGUAUCCAACAGAUGUCCAGCGAGAAGAUCUGCGCCAACGACUGGCGCAGUACAUGCAAGAAGUGCCCGACACUGUGCAUCAAAGUAUUUUGAAUCUUCCACGCACCACCAGUCCGCUUCCACUGAUCCUUGCGGGUCUUUCUGCUUACCUGGCGUUUUUACCCGAUGUUAUCCCAGCAUCCGCCAACGCGACGAUCUACCAAUCUGAUAUCCAAAGAGCCGAUCGAGUGAUCCUUCAAACCGUUGCAGCUUAUGCGGUGGUGUUCGGGAUUGUCCGCUGCCACCGACUCGGUAUCAAUUGGAGGCCACCUUCUCUCAAUCAAACCUACUAUGAAAAUUUAUUCGCAAUGGCUGGUCUGGUAGACCAUUUGACUAACUCUCCAGAUCCCAGGCGGUUAUCCUGCUUCCGCCGUUUUGGAAACCUGAACGCUGAGCAUGGAAUGGCUUUGAGUGUGUUCACGGCGCUGGUGACAGCAUCCUCUCUGGCAGAUCCGGUGUCUUGUCUGAUAGCUGCCAUAACCUCUGCCCACGGGCCAUUGCAUUUUGGAGCUACUGAAUCUGCGCAGCGGACCUUACGCGCCAUUGGUGAACCAAAGAAUGUCCCAGCCUUCAUGCAAGAUGUCAGGGCAGGCAAACAAAAGCUGUUUGGCUAUGGCCACCGCACUUACAAAGGAAUGGACCCGCGGGUAGUUCCCAUUCGAAGCAUUCUCAGUGACUUGAGAGAUGUUCCUCAACCACUAUUGAAAGUUGCCGAAGCUAUCGAGCAAGCGGCAGAACAAGAUGACUACUUCCGUAGCCGGGGCUUGUAUCCAAACGCAGAUUUCUAUGGAAACUUCGUGUUCACUGGGAUUGGAUUUGAGCCAGAUAUCAUCCCGGCAGCUAUGCUUGUCCAUCGCAUUAUUGGAAUAAUGGCGCAUUGGAGAGAGUACACGCUCAAUCGAGGCAAGCUAUUUCGACCAACUCAUCUCUACACCGGAUGUGCUGAGCCUGCCCGGGGCGUUGUGGCGAAAAUCUAG
This is a messenger RNA of Penicillium brevicompactum, 1326 nucleotides long. Its product is annotated as putative citrate synthase. The transcript is spliced from 5 exons. The coding region runs from base 1 to 1326 and encodes 441 amino acids. The record is from RefSeq and is a predicted model, not a curated record. Gene Ontology annotation, biological process: carbohydrate metabolic process; tricarboxylic acid cycle. NCBI's taxonomy places the organism in Eukaryota, Fungi, Ascomycota, Eurotiomycetes, Eurotiales, Aspergillaceae. Gene Ontology annotation, cellular component: mitochondrial matrix.